AUGCUUGUAAUUAUAUUUAGUACCUAUGUUUUUCUUGAAUUUAAAAUUAAUAUUUUACCGGACAGUAUUGUAGUAAUUGUCAUCGGAAUGAUUAUGGGAGUCAUCAUUCGACAGUUUGGAAUUUCUGGUGCACACACAUUCAAAUUAGAAAGUGACUUUUUCUUUUUGUUUUUAUUGCCACCAAUCAUUUUUGAAAGCGGAUACAAUCUGUCAAAGGGCAACUUUUUCGGCAAUAUUAUCAGUAUUCUGUGGUAUGCAGUGGUUGGUACAAUUAUCUCAACAAUAGUAAUUGGAGUUGGAAUUGGAAUUUUUGGAUUUGUGCCAUGGAUUGAUUCUUUUGCUUUUGCAAGUUUAAUAUCAAGCGUUGACCCAAUUGCAGCACUUACUGUAUUUAAUGGAAUUAAGGAAGAUUUAGGUGAGAGAAAGACUGCCGAAAUCUCCAUGCUGAUUUUUGGAGAAUCCACACUGAAUGAUGUGGCAGCUAUGUUGCUGUUUAGAUCGUUCGAUACCUAUGCUAGAUUUCCAUCCUCUGCAAAUGUUUCCUUCUCUGCUUCUGCAAUUUCUUUCAUGAAUCAUUUACUGCUUUCCUUCUUUGGGUCUCUAAUAAUUGGAGUCUUGAUUGCCCUUCUUUCAGCUUUAAUUUUUAAAUACUUUCAUUUCUACAAGUAUCCGUCAUUAGAACUUACUUUGAUGGUCAUUACAUGUUAUGUACCAUAUGUGCUGGCUGAAGGUUUAGAGCUGUCUGGAAUUUUGGCUCUUCUUUCUAGCUCCAUUAUUAGCAGUCACUAUACACGUCUAAAUCUCAGCAAGCAAACACAAAUUACCAUUGAUCAUGCUUUAAUGAUGUUUUCAUAUAUUUGUGAAACGAUUGUUUUUCUCUAUUUAGGCCUUGCCACAUUUACUUAUAACCAUAGAUUCCACUUUGGAAUGAUAAUAAUGGCCAUCAUACUUUGCAUUUUAGGUCGAAUUGCUAACAUUAUUCCAAUAUCUUACAUUUUAAACACUUUAUUCAAUGCAAACAUCUCAAAAAAGGCACAAUUAAUUUUGACAUGGUGUGGAAUGAGAGGAGUGAUUUCAUUAGCUUUAGCCAUGAGUCUUACCGAAACUCAGUACAAAAACACCAUCGUAACCACAACUCUAGUGAUUGUAUUAUUGUCUAUUCUAGUAUUUGGUGGUGGAAUGUCUCCUUUCAUUAGAAAAGUUUAUACCAUGUCAGAUAUUCCUUUUUUCAAUGAACCUGUAGAAGUCACUUCAUCCUUAUCAGAAAUAUCAAUCCAAGAAGAAGAAUCCAUCAUUGUUAAGCUCGAUCAAGAAUAUUUUCUUCCGUUUUUCACAGGAACCAAUUCCUCAAAAGAUGCCUUUGAUCGUGUAAAUGACAAGACAUCAUUGAAAUCUCGACAAUUAGAAAGAGCCGAAAUUCAAACCAGUGACUCUGAAGAUGCAUAA
This is a messenger RNA of Naegleria fowleri, 1446 nucleotides long. RefSeq lists its product as uncharacterized. The coding region runs from base 1 to 1446 and encodes 481 amino acids. Lineage: Eukaryota; Heterolobosea; Eutetramitea; Acrasida; Naegleriidae. The record is from RefSeq and is a predicted model, not a curated record. The transcript has 3 exons. Gene Ontology annotation, cellular component: membrane. Gene Ontology annotation, biological process: regulation of pH; proton transmembrane transport; sodium ion transport. Gene Ontology annotation, molecular function: sodium:proton antiporter activity.